Messenger RNA from Varanus komodoensis (Komodo dragon), 4124 nucleotides. It is a transcript of the gene GAB1, whose product is annotated as GRB2 associated binding protein 1. The record is from RefSeq and is a predicted model, not a curated record. The transcript has 12 exons. The coding region runs from base 250 to 2484 and encodes 744 amino acids. Lineage: Eukaryota; Metazoa; Chordata; Lepidosauria; Squamata; Varanidae.
CCCUCGAACACGCACACACCCGCGUCGUCCCUCCCUUUCUCCCUUUCCCGGUCGUCUCCUCCCUCUCCUCUUCCCCCUCCUUUUUUCCCUUGCCUUUUCCUAGAGUAGCCGCUGAAGGAGGCGAGCGGGCAAGCCAGCCAGCAAAAGGCGAGCAAGCCGACGGGGCUGCCCUGUUGUGUUUCUGGGUUGUCUCCUCGGCCCAGCCGCGCCACAGUCGCCGAAGGAAGGACUCCCCCCGCCCUUGCAGCCAUGAGCGGCGGGGAGGUGGUCUGCUCGGGCUGGCUCCGAAAGUCGCCUCCGGAGAAGAAGUUGAAACGCUACGCAUGGAAGAGGAGAUGGUUUGUACUCCGCAGCGGUCGACUGACAGGGGAUCCAGAUGUCUUAGAGUACUACAAAAAUGACCAUGCCAAGAAACCAAUUCGUAUCAUUGACUUGAACUUGUGUCAACAAGUGGAUGCUGGAUUGACAUUUAACAAAAAAGAAUUUGAGAACAGCUAUAUUUUUGACAUCAACACAAUAGACAGAGUCUUCUACUUGGUUGCUGACAGUGAAGAGGAGAUGAAUAAGUGGGUUCGAUGUAUUUGUGACAUCUGUGGGUUCAAUCCUACUGAAGACGAUACUGUGAAGCCAUCCGGUAUUUCUCUGCAGGCACCUGCCGAAUUACCCUUAGCUGUCAGCACUUCUCUGCCAUCUGUACAAGCUGAACCAUCACUACCUCCUCCAUAUCAGUUAAUUAACAUCCCACCAUUAGAGUCUGCCUCUAGCCAAGAUGAUCUACAAGAUUACCUGUUAUUGGUCAACUGUCAGAGCAAGAAGCCUGAACCAGCAAGUUCUUACAUUAUCUCAGAAGAAGGGGAGGAGUAUUUACUGCUGGAGGAUUUUGAAAGUAAAAAAGUUCCAUUGCAGUCACAGGCUGAUGCAGCCAAAAAUGCCUCCUCUGAAACAGACUGCAAUGAUAACGUGCCUUCUCAUAAAACUUCUGCGCAAUCACUGAACAAGCAUGCAGUGAAUGGAUUUUUUCAACAGCAAAGCAUAUAUGACUCUCCCCCACCAAGGGCUGCCUCAGUGUCAGUAGAUGGAAGCCUUUAUAAUUUACCAAGAAGUUAUUCACAGGAUGUUUUACCGAAGGCAUCUCCUUCUGGGAUGGAUGCAGAUGGAGAGCAACACAUUUUCAGUACCCCAUCUGCUACAUCUCUGGAUGCACAGAUGAGGCAUUUCUCAAUUAGUUACGACAUUCCCCCAACGCCAGGAAGUACAUACCAGAUUCCACGAACUUUUCCAGAAGGAUCAUUGGCUCAAAGUUCAAAACUAGAGAUAAUCCCAGAUAUUCCUCCACCUCGGCCACCCAAACCUCAUUAUUCUUCAGACCGCUCCCCUGUGGAGGGCUGUAGCAUCUCCCGCACUGCCUCAGACACUGAUGGUAGUUAUUGCAUCCCUACAGGGGGCAUGCCCCCAUCACGCAGCAACACAAUUUCCACCAUGGAUCUGAAUAUUUUUCGUAAAGAUAUUGGCUCUCAAGACUGCUAUUUUAUUCCACGAACGUUUCUAAAUGACAGAUCAAGCUCACUAGAAGGCUUUCAUAACCACUUUAAAAACAAAAGCUUGUUGACUGUGGGAAGUGUUUCAAGUGAAGAACUGGAUGAAAAUUAUGUACCCAUGAACCCAAACUCUCCCCCUCGGCAGCAUUCUAGCAGUUUUACUGAACCUAUCCAAGAAAUGAACUAUGUACCUAUGACUCCUGGUACUUUUGACUUUUCCCUGUUUGGAAUGCAAGUCCCUCCACCAGCACACAUGGGCUUUAGGUCUAGUCCAAAGACUCCUCCCAGAAGACCAGUCCCUGUUGCAGAAUGUGAACCACCACCUGUGGAUAGGAAUCUUAAGCCAGACAGGAAAGGUCAGAGCCCUAAAAUUUUAAGACCUAAGCCACAUGGUUUAGAGCGAACAGAUUCACAAACCAUAGGUGACUUUACUACAAGAAGAAAGGUAAAACCAGCUCCGCUAGAAAUAAAACCUUUACCUGAAUGGGAAGAACUGCCAGCUCCAGUUAGAUCUCCCAUCACCAGAAGUUUUACACGAGAUUCCUCCAGGUUUCCUUUGUCUCCCCGACCAGAUUCAGUUCAUAGCACAACUUCAAGCAGUGACUCACAUGACAGUGAUGAGAAUUAUGUACCCAUGAAUCCAAAUCAGUCCAGUGAUGAUCUGGUUUUGUUUGGCAGCAGCAGUCUUGAUGGAGGAAGCAGCCCAAUGGUAAAACCUAAAGGUGAUAAACAAGUGGAGUAUUUAGAUCUGGAUUUAGAUUCUGGAAAAUCUACCCCUCCUCGGAAGAAAAAGAGCAGUGGUUCAGGCAGCAGUGUGGCUGAUGAGAGAGUUGAUUAUGUUGUGGUUGACCAACAAAAAACACUAGCACUGAAAAGUACACGGGAAGCUUGGACUGAUGGGAGACAAUCUACAGAAUCUGAAACACCAACAAAAAGUGUAAAAUGAAAAAAAGAAUCCAAUCAUCAUCAUCCUGUUUCAAUUAUUAUAAAAAGAGCUGCAUUUACAAUAGCAGUUGAUUGAAGAGUUCUGGACAAUUCUUCAGUGAUUCCCCCCACCAUACCUUCUCCUUCAAAUAUAUAAAAAUCAGAUGAGGAAAAAAAAAAGACAUCCUUGGCAUUUGGGUGAUUCAUACCAUGUAAAAUUAUGUGUAAAAUAAUAUUGCUUAGGUCCCAGAAAACAUUUUGAAGUGAGGUUAAUACAUCUGUAGUAUUACAAUAUUUUAUGCACUUUUGUCAUAUUAAAAUGUUGGUUCAGCUCUCCCCAGCUAAUGUACUUUUAACACCUGUCCUCCCUCACACACCCCGACACUACUAUAUAACUUUCAAGGAAGUAAGCUACUUGUAUAAUAUUAAAAUUAAGGUCUGAAGUGCAUUUUACUAGCUCAAACAUAAAUUAGCAAGGAGUAGUUUCACAAAGUUAAUCUACUUGAAAUGUCAAGAGAUGAUUUGUUAAAUACUUAUGUUUUAUAUUUAAUACAUGCGAAGAAUAUUUGGAAUUCUACAGGUUACUUUCCUAACAUAAAUGGCUGUGAGUUAGUAAUAAUAUACAUUAAUGGUUUUAGGAUCUACCCUUCUGUCUUAUACAAUAGCACACUAAUAGAGGAGACUCGUUAUUGUAUUUUCAUUGACGAUCAUAUUUGUUGUUCUGUGAACAAAGAUUCUGCAGGGAAGGAUCUUUGUGCUAAAGAAUGAAACACCAUGUAAUCUCCAUAUCACUGUUGCUGUGUAGUAAUGAGUGAUCUUACACUUAAUUUGCAAACCAUAAUUUUUACAUUAGUUACAGAAGGUAGAGUCUUUAACAUCAGGUACGUAUCCUAGCACUGUGGUGCUAACACACUUAUCAGGUUUAAACAAUGCAUUUUUAGUUUUCUACUGCUACCAAGCUUCAGUAUUGGUUUUUAGUAUGAAAAUUAAUAAGACAGUUUGACAGUCACUGUUUGUAGUACUAGAAGAUACUGUGAUUUUUAAAAAAAUAGAUUACAAUUCAAAUGGAAAUACUAUGUCUUGAUGUCAUAGUGCUCUUCUAAUAAUUCUUAUGCCUAGUUUCCUGCUUGGCCUUAUAUUUAAAUUCCUAUGCAACAGAUAUCUUUUAACAUCUUUUUUUAAAGGAAGAUCUAUACUGAAGUGAGUUUAUGUGGUUUUUAAGUACUUCCCCAGGUACAGAAUUCAUAUUGAGUACUUUGAUAUAUUGAUUCACGAUCCCAAAUAGUAGAUUUACCUAAAUUGAAAACCAAAUUUAGUAGGAAGGAAAAAAUGUAGUUUUCUUUCAAGUACACCUGAAUAAAUGUAUUAGUUGUCUAAUGAUGGAAAAAUCUAUUAUUUCAUUCUUACAAGGUUAUACUAAAGUGAACUUACUGUCCUUCAUACUUCCUAAAUAUUGAAUAAAUUUAGAAAAGCUGGCCUUAAUAUUGUGCCUAAUUUACUGUUUUCCCACUCCUUCCUUCCUCAACAGUAUGUAAAUUGUCUUUAUUCCUAACAAGGUUUCUUUUUAAAUUAGAAAUAUUUUGAUGUUUUGAAUUUUUUUUAAAAAACUAAACAUGUUGCAUUUUGAGAAGAAUUUUAAAUAAAUUCAAGUUCUGUUUUUGA